AUGACGGACUCGAACAACAGCACCACCACCACCACCACCAACAACAACAACAACAACAACAACACCAUCACGGCCCGCGAGACGCCGGGCGGUCCGCCCCCAGGGCUCGGGACGCUCGGCAAGCUUCGCUGGGGCGCCAAACACCCCCCGGCCGACCCCACCGUCUCGUUUGCGGGCAAGACGGUGCUGGUGACGGGCGCCAACACGGGGCUAGGCUUCGAGGCGGCCGUCAAGUACGCCAGGCUCGGCGCCAGCCGGCUGAUCCUGGGCGUGCGGUCGGCCGACAAGGGCGAGGCGGCCAAGCAGCGCAUUGUGCAGCUCAGCGGCCGCCGCGACGACGACUUCUUCAUCACCGUCCUGCUCGUCGACAUGGCCCACUUCGACUCGGUCAGGGCCUUUGUGCAGGCCCUCGGCAGGGCCACACCGCGGCUCGACGUGGCGCUACUCAAUGCCGGCUUGGCCAACCCGUCGUUUCAGCAGUCGGCCGCCGGGUGGGAGAUGGCCCUGCAGGUCAACGUGCUCUCGACCGCGCUGAUGGCUGUUCUGCUGCUCCCUCUGCUCCGGGCCACAGCGGCAGCAGAAACCGGGACGCCGCCUCCGACGCCGCCGCAUCUGACUUUUGUCAACAGCUUCGGGCACAUGCUGGCCGAGAGGGAGUGGCUGGGUCCGUCCGGGUCGCUGCUCGAGCUGGCUAACAACAGGGAGGGCUGGGAUCCCAGGAAGAGCUAUGCCACGGUCAAACUGCAGGGCAUGGCGGUGAUGCAGGCCGUUGCGCGGGCGACUACUACGACUACUACUACUAGUAGCGCAGAACAACAACAACAACAACAACAACCCGAAGUCAUUGUCAAUGCCGUCUGUCCUAGCCAGUGCAAGACGGACUUGGGCCGGCAGUACGGGCUCAUGUCCAAGAUCCUGAUGGCCCCUUACCAGGCCCUCUUCGCCCGUACCGCCGAGCAGGGCGCGCGGUCCCUGGUGAGUGCGACGGCCCUCGGCCCGGAGAGCCACGGCCGGUUCUGGCACCAUGAUAUCCUGCACCCAAUCGGUGAUCUGGCAAAGGACGAGACCUUGAUGCGGAAGGCGUGGGAUGAGAUCUUCCAGGUCGUUGUUGUUGCCCAGCCGGAUCUGCAGCAGAUCCUCGCCGGUCAGGGACCUCAGAGUUGAUUUUCUUUUUUUCCGCGUACAUACAUACUAGUAGUAACUACUUACUCUCUUGCCUUGGUGGAUUGGUUGGAGUGGCUUGGAGGAGUAGGAGUAUGGAGGGCAUGAGUCACUGGAAUUUGGCAAAAGUCAUUCGGGUUGGUUACCAGAGAUGUUUGUAGUAGUUGAGGGACGGGCACGGCCGCGAACUCUGGAGGAAGGUGUAUAGCACACUGGCACUGGGUAAUCGGGGGCAAUUUGAGAUAGUAGUAGUUGCACUCGGCCGCCUCAUAAGUGUAAAGAUUGAAUUAAAACACGUAGACGAAGAACGAAGGUACUAUUCAC
Molecule: messenger RNA, 1485 nt
Organism: Chaetomium strumarium
Lineage: Eukaryota; Fungi; Ascomycota; Sordariomycetes; Sordariales; Chaetomiaceae
Product: short-chain dehydrogenase/reductase
Exons: 2
Coding region: 1-1164 (387 amino acids)
Source: RefSeq, a predicted model, not a curated record